This is a messenger RNA of Theileria equi strain WA, 1448 nucleotides long. RefSeq lists its product as hypothetical. The record is from RefSeq and is a predicted model, not a curated record. The transcript has a single exon. The coding region runs from base 309 to 1436 and encodes 375 amino acids. Lineage: Eukaryota; Apicomplexa; Aconoidasida; Piroplasmida; Theileriidae.
AAGAGGAUAAAUACACGUUAUACAUGUUCUGCUUUGCCAGUUGAUUUCUAAUGGCUCUAUUUCACGUAUAGAUGGCCCUGUGUGGGUACAAUCUACAUUCAUACCAUAUGUAAUAUCUAGUUUCAUAAUAACUCGAAGAAUGGCCAUGUGAAUAACGUGUUCUGGGCUAAUACUUGAAAAAUAACAUUUUAUUAUUCCAAUAUUAACUACUAUUUAUUCUAGUGAGUGAUAUUAUGCUCCUUUGUUGCUAUACAUAAGGACUACUCACAUCCGUAGAACUCUCAUGUGUAAUACUCAACAUUCGCGAAAUGGAAUAUAAUGCAAACUUACAUAAACUGGUGAACGCCACCAAUAUCUUAUUCCACAUGAUGGAUAUUCAACCUUAUGCCAUGGUAUUGCCAAUGGAUAAGACCUCUAGCGUCAGAAAUAAAAGAAAAAUACUACACAAGAUGUUCAACAACACACAAGGUAUCGAUAAACCUCGCUCCAGAGAGGAUAGUAAAACACAGGCUAAUAUCACCGAGGCCAGUUUGAAUAACUCACAUGCAAACAUAUCAAAGGAUAAAAAAUAUGAACUACGCAAUGGUACACGCGCCGAAAGUAAACUUUCUAAUUCUUACAGCGGAUCGCUUGAACAAUCUAAUCCGAAAACAUCUAUAGAUGGAGUACAUCAAAGUAAUCCUGUUACGAGUCCAACUGGAGGAAUUGAAAACCAUACCAGCAGUUUUGUGGACACGAAAAUCGAUGAAAAAUAUAUUCCUGUUUCUCGCGUCAUUGAGAGACUAGACAAUGAUUAUAUUGUUGGAUGUAUGAUAAUACUCGCUAAAAAAGGAUCUAAUAAAAAGGGCAUUGUCCCUAUUGCCGGUGGUAUAAUUGAGGUCUUUGAUGAAUACGAACGUUCAAUUCAAGCUAUUUGGAGAAAUAGCGGAUUGGAAAAUGAGACUAUACUUAUGCAUGCUUUAGUUUUAAGGUUGUUUGCACAUGCGUACCAAAUGUCUAUUCCAUACGCUAAAAGAGUACAACAGAAAUCUAAGCUAGUAACUAUCUAUCACACAAUGGGCACUGUCUUCCCAGAAAGUGCUUAUGGGUUUAUAAAGGAUGAUAUGGGUCUAUCUAAGCAUUGCGAGGUAUUAAAAGGACCGAUACAACACAAUGAUAAUCCAAAGGUGCCUUGCAAAUGCUUGAAAUUCGAAACUUCUCUUACAAUGUUCCACGGAAUUACCGAGUACAGAUUUGUUGCGUUGUACACAACAGUAUAUGAGCGUGUUCUUACACAUCACAUGUCUGUGUUAUCCAGAUCAACUCUGCCUAAAGGGUAUGAAUCUGUUCCCGAGAAGGACGAAGGUUAUUCCAAGCCCUACCGAGACACAUACAGGGAGAUUCGUACCAAAAGAGAAGAAGACAACCGUGUCAAGAAAUAUAAAGUAGAUGAAUAAUAUAUAAUAUUG